Messenger RNA from Helicoverpa armigera (cotton bollworm), 2418 nucleotides. It is a transcript of the gene dmrt93B, whose product is annotated as doublesex- and mab-3-related transcription factor dmd-4. The record is from RefSeq and is a predicted model, not a curated record. Gene Ontology annotation, molecular function: RNA polymerase II cis-regulatory region sequence-specific DNA binding; DNA-binding transcription factor activity, RNA polymerase II-specific; protein binding. Gene Ontology annotation, cellular component: nucleus. The coding region runs from base 1357 to 2256 and encodes 299 amino acids. The transcript has 5 exons. NCBI's taxonomy places the organism in Eukaryota, Metazoa, Arthropoda, Insecta, Lepidoptera, Noctuidae. Gene Ontology annotation, biological process: regulation of transcription by RNA polymerase II; sex differentiation.
AAAAAAGGGAUGGGUUAAUCCUUCCUAAUAUUAUAAAUGUGAAAGCAAAAUAUUCACGGCGAAAUUAAUGAACCCAUUAAUUGAAAUUAUAGAUAUACGACGAAUUAAGAAAUCGCGAAGAAAUCUUCUAUAAAGGUACAUUGCUUUUAUACACCGUGGAUCUCCCUCGUGCAAGAUCGGACUAUAUUCACAAAAUAAGUAAGUAUGACAAAACCAUAUACCAAUACCAUAUAUUUUUUAUGGACAAAUCUGAAUAGUGAUGAUUCCAAAAAACCUGGUACAUCAUGAUAUUUGCAAAAUCCGGUCACAAACCCGGGGAGAUCUCAGGAUUCACCGCACUUGGAUGAUGUCGAUUGGCAUAAAGACUGUAAUACGUAGGUACGGUUUAUUCUGGUUGGUUGAAAAUGGUUAGGUUCCGGAAUUCUACAAUGCAGCUUGCAAUGCCGACGGACGUUUAACGGAAACUAUGAGAUCCAGCUAACGAAAGAGACGCGGGUAGACGCGAGACAUUAUCAAGAUGGUUUAGAAAGGCUCGACUGAACCUCAAAUAAAGUGUUCCUACCUAUUAUUUUUUUCUUCUCUUAUCAUCCAUAGAUUGGUAACAAUCAGGUAGUUAGGUCCUAUUUCUGAAGUACCUACACUACUUAUAAUAUAUAGGACUACGAGUCAGUUUUUAGCAAAUUUAAAUAAACAGACAUACACUUCUUAAAUAAAAAAAAAAUAAAGUGUGUAGCACGGAAGCUGCUCCGGUUUUCUUAUUAGAUAAAGCGAGUCUUUCUAACUGAACAAAAAUGAAAGUUCGUAAGUACACAUUUUUGUUGCUUGUUUAAAUGAAACACAAUCAUUUGGGAUCAGCUUUCCAUGUUUUUCCAAGCUUGUAACCAAUCCUAACCAGACCCCGUUCUCAUUGGUCCAUCUGUAGCGAAGGGCGGAUCGGGAUGAGCGGGAUGUUGCGACGUCGCUACGCAGGGAACAUCCAACUUCACAUUUGUUUCUUAGAUAAUGGAGUUUAUGUUCCCGUGUGCCUCAUCUCAGAUACAGCAGUUGUUACUCCUCCCAAUUUCACAGUCAUCUAUCAUCUAGUUUUCAUAUCGAUAUUAGUUUCAGGGCGGAGUGUAAUAUGGGCGGGCGGCUUUACUCAGCGGAUCGUAUUCAGUUAAUUAUGUGAAACAGUGUUAAAUGUUACUGAACAACCAAGGUUUUUACAUUUUUGCCAUGUAAAAAUUUCAUGCGAUAUUUCGAAUUGAUACAUAGGUAGUAAUUACUUCCAAAACAGAUUCGAAAAAACGUUUAUAAAUUUUUCUUCACGUUGCAGUUGCGUACCCACUUUAAAUAGAAAAUAAUUGAGUGAUUUCAAUGAUGAAUAGUGGGAGAGCCCGAGUGCCGAAGUGCGCCCGCUGUCGAAACCAUGGUCUCAUAUCCAGUUUACGAGGCCAUAAGAAGGCUUGUGCAUAUCGUCUGUGCCAGUGCCCUAAAUGUGGGUUGAUUAAGGAGAGACAACGGAUUAUGGCAGCCCAGGUAUGUAUAAAGGUGGCAUUAAAACGCCAGCAAGCGGCAGAAGAUAAGAUAGCUUUGCACUUGGCUUCUGUGGAAAGUGGGACAGCACUGGACAGCCUGCCUCCAGGUCGGAUUUAUGGGAUGCGAGUCACUGGCCCAUGUCCAAGUCCUGGACCGGAGCCGGACUCCGUCGCCGAUGAUCAUACCCCAAUCCACAUUGACAGCGAAACGAGCGAUUCUCUCCCAGACUGUUGCACAGUCUCACCAGAUUCCGCGGGAACUUCUUCAGCAUCGUCAUCCUUGCGUGUAGGGGAAGAAGGAUCAGAAAGUGAGAAUGCAGUAAGCACUGCCGGCCUGGAGAUGCUACGCAAGUUGUUCCCCGGCAAGAAGCGCUCUGUCCUCGAGCUCGUGCUCCGACGAUGCAACCACGACCUUCUCCGAGCUGUUGAACAUUUUAACGCUACACGAGACCAACGAGACAAGAUACCAGGCAUGAGCUCGGGCGGUGGUUACGAGGCAUCCGUGACCAGUUCUGAAGAAGUCGAGUCGAGAUGGUCGGCAUUCCGACCAGUUGGUCCUCGAGCUCCGAUCUUACCGGCUUUGGUUAUGGGCCGAGUGUGUGGUUCUGAUUGGCUGAUUCCAAUGCCAGCGUUGCCUGCGCUGUCAGGUCCUCUCCUCCUGCCUCUACAACACCCCCACGCCCCACCAGCACCUUGCAACCCCUGCUCCCCUGAUUGCAGGCAAUGCAACCAUCACUAGAGUACCACAUCAUCGAUACUAGCCUCCUUAGAACGUAGCAUAGUUUAUUUAUCCUUUCGUGUCAAAAUCGCUGCCAAACCAAUUAAUGCCAAAGAAUUUGUACUUAAUUAAGCUUUAUACGUAUCAUGUCUACUUUUGUUUAAAUGCUGUUGUUAUUAUUAA